Molecule: messenger RNA, 984 nt
Organism: Pecten maximus
Lineage: Eukaryota; Metazoa; Mollusca; Bivalvia; Pectinida; Pectinidae
Exons: 3
Coding region: 1-984 (327 amino acids)
Source: RefSeq, a predicted model, not a curated record
AUGCCGUGUCCAUGUCGGUCCCAGGGAGCUGUCCGAGGUACCGGAGGAGUCGACUCCCACGAUGACAGUGAAAAGGGACACAAGAACAGUAACCCCAACUCCAACAAUACACGUAACAUCAACUCUCAAAAUACUGGUAACCCCAACUCUCAAAAUACUGGUAACCCCAAUUCAAACAAUACACGUAACAUCAACUCUCAAAAUACUGGUAACCCCAACUCCAACAAUACAGGUAACCCCUACUCCAAAAAUACAGGUAACCCCAACUCCAACAAUACAGGUAACCCCAACUCCAACAAUACAGGUAACCCCAACUCCAACAAUGCAGGUAACCCCAACUCCAACAAUACAGGUAACCCCAACUCCAACAAUACAGGUAACCCCAACUCCAACAAUACAGGUAACCCCAACUCCAACAAUACAGGUAACCCCAACUCCAACAAUACAGGUAUCCCCAACUCCAACAAUACAGGUAACCCCAACUCCAACAAUACAGGUAACCCCAACUCCAACAAUGCAGGUAACCCCAACUCCAACAAUACAGGUAACCCCAACUCCAACAACACAGGUAACCCCAACUCCAACAACACAGGUAUCCCCAACUCCAACAAUACAGGUAACCCCAACUCCAACAAUACAGGUAUCCCCAACUCCAACAAUACAGGUAACCCCAACUCCAACAAUACAGGUAACCCCAACUCCAACAAUACAGGUAACCCCAACUCCAACAAUACAGGUAACCCCAACUCCAACAAUACAGGUAACCCCAACUCCAACAAUACAGGUAUCCCCAACUCCAGCAAUACAGGUAACCCCAACUCCAACAAUACAGGUAACCCCAACUCCAACAAUAACUAUCUCAGAAAAGAUAUGACAAUGAAGAGGCAGUAUUGGAUAAAAUAUGACUACGCAGCAGACCUGGAAGAGACCCUUAGUUCAUAUGACACACCCAUGUUGCAGGGUGCUAGUGCAUCCCAGAACUGA